UAAAGGCUUCCGGUCUCCCACUGUCAACACUUGGCUCGAGCGCUGCUGCUGCGGAGCAACGAUGUCGGAGCCGGAGUCUCUGAGGUGCUCCAGCGCCAGAAACCGUGGAGGCGUACAGCGGGUUGAGGGAAAACUGCGAGCCAGCGUAGAGAAGGGGGAUUAUUAUGAAGCACACCAGAUGUACAGGACUUUAUUUUUUAGGUACAUGUCACAGGCAAAACAUGCUGAGGCCAGGGAGCUGAUGUACAACGGCGCUCUACUGUUCUUCAGCUAUAACCAGCAAAACAGUGCAGCAGACCUGUCCAUGCUGGUACUGGAGGUGUUGGAGAAAUCUGAGACAAAAGUUGAAGAUGAAAUAUUAGAAAGCCUGGCUAAGCUGUUCAGCCGGAUGGACCAGAACUCUCCAGAGAGAGUCGCGUUUGUGUCCAGAGCCUUGAAAUGGUCCACAGGAGGGUCCGGCAAGUUGGGUCACCCAAAACUACACCAGCUGCUAGCUGUCACCUUGUGGAAAGAGCAAAACUACAGUGAGUCUCGUUACCACUUCCUGCAUUCGUCUGACGGGGAAGGCUGUGCGCAGAUGCUGGUGGAGUAUUCAGCGUCACGAGGCUUCCGCAGCGAGGUCGACAUGUUUGUGGCGCAGGCCGUCCUACAGUUCCUCUGCUUAAAGAACAAAAACGGUGCUUCCGUGGUGUUCAGCACAUACACAGAGAAACACCCGUCCAUAGAGAAGGGCCCACCCUUCGUCCAGCCUCUACUAAACUUUAUCUGGUUUCUGCUGCUGGCAGUGGAUGGGGGUAAAUUAACAGUUUUCACAGUGUUAUGUGAGCAAUAUCAACCUUCCCUAAAGAGGGACCCCAUGUAUAAUGAGUAUCUCGACAGAAUAGGACAGGUUUUCUUUGGCGUUCCACCCAAACAGUCCCCAUCAUACGGUGGACUGCUAGGAAACCUGCUGAACAGCCUGAUGGGUUCGGGCGAGGAGGAUGACGCGGCUGAAGAAGCCCAGGAGGACAGCAGCCCCAUAGAGCUGGACUGAGCCUGCCCCAGGACAAAGAGAACAAACGAACACAAAAAAUAGAGGAAGACCACGUCGCCUCCCUCCUUCACCCCCACAACGAGAGUGGGGCGAGGCGCCGGUCCAUGUUUUCAGAGGCGUGCUGUUUCCAAAAAAGAAAAAACCUUCCCAGUCUUAAAAUCAGAGCAAGUAUCAGGCUGCCAAAACAUCCCUCUCAGCACUGCCGGGACUGCGCCAAACUGCAAACUCUUCCCGUGUUGAAUUAUUGUAAGAUUAUUAUAUUAUUUUAUUUUAAUCAUUGUUUUUGUUAGUUUGGGACUCUUGCUCUCUGUUUAAGUGGUAUGAUUUUUAAACAAGAGAUGACAAGCUGCCCUCUCCCCGUGAAAACCUGCUCCCAAGAGAUGGGGAAGGUUGGAUUCUCCCAGUGGAGAGGAUAGCAUCAAAUGUGAAACCCCUCUAUAUAAUGUUGUUGCUGACAUCAUUAUAAGAGUCAAAUCACUACAAUUAUUCAACUGUUUUGUUUGCCAGACCGCCACACGGAGCUCUAUCAGAGCCAUGGUGUUGCCGCAUUUUUCAGUAACUUUCUCCGUUAAAACUCUUUUUUUUCAGUAGUAAAUUAAAUUGUACUUGUAGUCAAUGCCAUCUCUGUUUCUCAUCUCUUUGUCCUUUUAGCAAUGUGGACAAAAAGACAACAAAGUUCUUUGUAAGUUAUUAUCAGAGGUCAUCUUGCGUCUUAAAUAUCAAACUAAACAAACCCUUUCUGCUCAAUGCCUCCUCCACUGUCAUUUUUUAUUUAAGACCCUGUUCAAACCUGGCAUUCACAUGCGCCUUGGGUGAUCAGAUCACAAGUGGACAGCUCUAAGUUCGUCUGUUCACACCUGGCAUUAGAAUGCGUCUCAAGUGACCACUUGUGAUCGGAUCUCAUUUGCUCUCUAUAUGGAAAUAAACACGUAGUAAACACACGGCUAAUACAGAAGACAUUGUGACGUAACAUUACAUGAAUGUCGGUAAUAAUAUCCUACAUAUUUGUGAAUUCGGGUACAUUUUAUGAACGUCAAAAUAUAAGGUUAUUGUACCGGCGGCACCCGGGGACCUCCGUGCCGCUGGCACCGCUGCCUUUGCCAUGUAACAGCAUGAUACUAAUGCACUUCCUAUGCAUAGUCUAAUAAUCUGUAGAUUAUGUAGCCUAUAGAUUAGAUAUAUUUUAAUAAAAUACAGUUGUACCAACAGAAUACAGUAGAGCACAGAGGCUGUUUACAUACCACGAGGCUUACGUCUGCCUGUUCACAUGAGGAGAGCAGUGAGACCCCGCAGAUCCAAGCAGGAAGGCCUUUGAGUAGGUGGACCUUAGCGUUGCCCAGGACACAUUAGCUUACACACUGCUAAAAGAAUGAGGCCAUAUGGGGCCCAGAUCACCUCUGAAUGCGGUCUAAGGAAUCGGAUCUCAAUGCGUCCUAAAUGCGUCUUGAGUGCGUUCACACCUGUACUUAGAGCUGUCCACUUGUGACCGGAUCACCCAUGACACAUGUUAAUGCCAGGUCUGAACAGGGCCUAAGUGAAUUACUGCAAACAUACAGCUGUCUGUAUACAAAUAGCUCCAUUGUAGAGGUCCCACUUUUUUGCUGUGCACUGGCUGAACUGUUCCUGUUUGCAUCUCCAAGAGGAAAUGUGUGGAAUUCAUAUUUUGCCAAGUCUCAAAAACUGUCUGGCAAUGAGGUGUUUGAAGCACUUUCCUGGUUGUCGGCUCCGACUGCCUGUCUGCAUUUCGCUGUGAAAAAUAAAAAGUCAAAGCUGGGGUUACUUUUCAAGUCUGUUAAGUGAUCUUAAAAAAAAAAAAUUAAAAAAAAUGAGACACUGUGAAAACCCGUCCGUUGGAGUGAAUCUCGCUUUUCAUGUUACAAAAUGCUAAUGUCUAAACCAGCUUACCAUUCCUGGCUUAGUCUUUUGUCCCAUUCCAUUUUUCCUUUUUAAUUUCCAUUAAACAAGUGGAUCAAUAGUCCCAAUAUCAGUUCAGCCAGUGCACAAUCAGAAGUGUGAUUCAAGCAAUAGCUACUGUUUAUCAGUGUUAUUAACUUUAUCUGCCCUCAGAGAUACACACUCUCUGCUCGUUCCUCUUGACGGCUUUCUCUUCUCACAUCUUUCGAUCUUCAGCAUCUUUUUUGUCCUCGUAGUGACAUUCAAUCAGUCCAGGUCUUGUCAGUUUUAGGAUUUAAAAAAAGAGGCCCUAACUGCUCCAGAUAAUCUUAAAGGGGGUCAUAUCCCCCCCCUGUGAAGUCACAUUUCAAUUUAAUACUAGGAAAGUCCAGAGGUCUUCCAAUGUAGAGUAAUGUUUAUUUACUUCUAUGUAAUUAUCUGUGUGGGACUGUGGAACGCCAUAAUGACCAAUACUAAAUUAGAAAUGAAUAAUUGUGUGAAUCAGUUGGGUAAAAUAUUUAAAUAAACCAAUACAUAAUUUGGUGAAACUCAACAAAUUUUUAGGGAAUAUUAUUUUAGGUUACAUUGAUGAGAAAAAAAAGAUGAAAUUAUUCCUUGAAAAUUAGUCAUUUUAAUAACAUAUUUAAUACAUCACAGGUUAAUUGGGUCCUUUUUAAACAUUUUACUAAUUUAUUGAUAUGUUUAUUUGUUUCAUAAACUUUAAUAUUGGCCAUUUUGGCAUACCAUACGGGACCGGCUGGCUCAAUGUCGUAGUGCUACAGUACAGGAGGACGGUUAGAAUAGUGCUGAGUUGUCAAUGUACUCUGCUGUGAUGACAUCUAUCUACUGCUGAAGCUACAGAGAAAGAGACCAGUGAUGUGGCAGUGGCUGUGCAGCGGAGAUUGGUAAAAGAAGAAAUUCUUCAAGAAAAUUGCAAAAAAAAAUAUUUAAAGGUGCAGUGUGUAGGAUCUGGCGACAUCUAGUGGUGAGGUUGUAGAUUGCAACCAACUGAAGCUUCUCCCGUGUGCCAAGCGUGUAGGAGAACUACGGUGGCCGGCGUGAGAAACGUUUCUUCCAAUAGAUCCCCCUAAAUGUUACACACUGUUCCUUUAAAUGACUCAGCUUUAACAGUAUUGUGUUCAACCGUUUAUGGUGACCGGCUCUUCCUGCAGGCCUCUCCGUUACAUCAUUGGAGUCCACCGUCUCAAGAGAAAUCCUGGCAAAAUUGACAUUCAGGUUCCUCAACGGCACACAUUUCCCAAUGCUUCAAUCAGUUCAUCAAUAUCACAGAACAUGCUCUACUACUCGCAUCACACGCCUCUUAUUAUUCAGUGUCAAUUGUCUCAACUUGUUUUCUUUGCUAACCUGAAAGUCAGUUUUCUUAGAAUUCUCCUUUAAUUAUAUGGCAGUAAAAAAAAAAAAGGUGUGUGACCAAAAGGCCUGUCUGUGUUAUCACAGUUGUUUGCUUUUGUUUUUGAUAAUAUUUUUCCUUUCAAAACUAAAGGGGAGUGUUUUGAUUCACUAAUUGAGUAAAUAAACUACAACUGAGAAGAGUUUGAGAAUGUCUUGAAACAAA
Messenger RNA from Sebastes umbrosus (honeycomb rockfish), 4502 nucleotides. It is a transcript of the gene get4, whose product is annotated as guided entry of tail-anchored proteins factor 4. The transcript is spliced from 9 exons. Gene Ontology annotation, molecular function: protein binding. Gene Ontology annotation, biological process: protein insertion into ER membrane. Lineage: Eukaryota; Metazoa; Chordata; Actinopteri; Perciformes; Sebastidae. The coding region runs from base 62 to 1033 and encodes 323 amino acids. The record is from RefSeq and is a predicted model, not a curated record. Gene Ontology annotation, cellular component: BAT3 complex; cytosol.